GUCCGGCCCCCAGCCCCCUCAUGAGGGUGUCCGUGCCGGGUCCGGCGGCCGGCCGCGAGCCCUCGACGCCCGGGGGCGGAGGCGGAGGCGCCGUCGCUGCUGCCUCAGGCGCCGCGGUGCCGGGCUCGGUGCAGUUGGCGCUGAGCAUCCUGCACGCCCUGCUCUACGCCGCGCUCUUCGCCUUUGCCUACCUGCAGCUGUGGCGGCUGCUCCUGUACCGGGAGCGGCGGCUGAGUUACCAGAGCCUCUGCCUCUUCCUCUGUCUCCUGUGGGCAGCGCUCAGGACCACCCUCUUCUCCGCCGCCUUCUCGCUCAGCGGCUCCCUGCCCCUGCUCCGGCCGCCCGCUCACCUGCACUUCUUCCCCCACUGGCUGCUCUACUGCUUCCCCUCCUGUCUCCAGUUCUCCACGCUCUGUCUCCUCAACCUCUACCUGGCGGAGGUUAUAUGUAAAGUCAGAUGUGCCACUGAACUUGACAAACACAAAAUUCUGUUGCAUUUGGGCUUUAUAUUGGCAAGCCUUCUUUUUUUAGUGGUGAACUUGAUUUGUGCAAUGUUAGUCCACGGAGAUGUCCCAGAAAAUCAGUUGAAAUGGACUGUGUUUGUUCGAGCAUUAAUUAAUGAUAGUCUGUUUAUUCUUUGUGCCAUCUCUUUAGUUAGUUACAUAUGCAAAAUUACAAAAAUGUCAUCAGCAAAUGUCUACCUCGAAUCAAAGGGUAUGUCUCUGUGCCAGACUGUUGUCGUAGGCUCUGUAGUCAUUCUUCUCUACUCUUCAAGAGCAUGUUAUAAUUUAGUGGUGAUCACCAUAUCUCAGGAUACAUUAGAAAGUCCAUUUAAUUAUGGCUGGGAUAAUCUUUCAGAUAAGGCUCAUAUAGAAGACAUAAGUGGAGAAGAGUAUAUAGUAUUUGGAAUGGUCCUCUUUCUAUGGGAACAUGUGCCAGCAUGGUCAGUGGUACUCUUUUUCCGGGCGCAGAGAUUAAACCAGAAUUUGGCACCUGCUGGCAUGAUAAAUAGUCACAAUUAUAGUUCCAGAGCUUACUUUUUCGACAAUCCAAGACGAUACGAUAGUGAUGAUGACUUGCCAAGACUGGGAAGUUCAAGAGAAGGAAGUUUACCAAAUUCACAAGGUUUGGGCUGGUAUGGCACCAUGACUGGGUGUGGCAACAACAGUUACACAGUCUCUCCCCACCUGAAUGGACCUGUGACAGACACUGCUCCUUUGCUCUUUACUUGUAGCAAUUUAGAUAUGAGCAAUCACCAUAGCUUGUAUGUAACACCACAAAACUGAAAGCAUUACCAAGCCAUGAUUCUUCCAUUGUUUUUCAUGAACGUGUGUAUUCAAUGUGUUUAAAUUCCAUCUACAUAAACAUUCCAUUAUCUGUUGCAACUGAAAACAAAGCCUGGAAAUGUGGCUGUGUUCAGCAGAGGACACACUUGUUACUUUUGACCUUUUCAUAGCAAAAUGAAGUAAAAUGGGAAGUUUGGAGUAGAAGAAAAGGAUUGAUGGCUGCAAACAUCCUGACUUUGAAACAUCAAAUGCGUAUUUGCAUAUUUGCACUUUUAUCUUUGUUCUGAAAGAGUACACUGCAGUCCCCAAAGUCACACUCCAGUGUUCACACUGGGAUACUAUAUUGUACACCUAAUUAGGAGGCAAUUUUCCUAUGAAAAAUCAAAGCCUGUAUAUUCAGUGGUAUAUUCUAUGUAGAAUUCCUACCCAAUAAAAAUUUUAGUGUGAACAGUGCACAGGAUUAAGGUUAACAAUGUAUCAUUCUUUUUUAAAAUCUAAAAAACGUGUAAUCAUUGACGAUAGUUCUUUUAAGCAUGAUUGUAAGAUACCAACUGAAAUUAUUCAGUCAUUUUUAAAAGACCACAGUAAUCCUUUACAGUGAUGACCAGCAGUGUUCUUUGGAAAGCCACAGCCAUUUCUACAAGAAGAAAGUAUACCAGUGAAAAUUAUGUGGCUACUUUGAGUAGAAUUGGUCAAGUGAUUAUUUCAUCUGAUUAAGAUAUCUGUAGUAGUUUAAGCAUGAUUCUUCAAGAAAGCAAUAGUGAUUUUUGCAUAGGGAGAUUUUGGUAGAAACUUCUUGGGACUAAACAAGUUUACAGAUGCAUUUAAGAAUUAUUCAUAAAAUGUACAAUUCUAAGUUAAAACAUAAAUACAUUUUCAAAAGCAUUGGAUUUAGCUGAACAAGAUAUAGCUGAUUGUACCUAUUGAAUCAGGAUUGUCCUCAGGUAAAUUAAAUCAUGAUACAUUAUGGCAGUAAACUCAAGUGCAAUACUUUGUAAGACAUAUAAUUCCUCCUUUAGUUUUCCCAUUUUUAUAUCUUAUAUAUGGGCAAAGCCAGAUGAAAUUUAAUUCAAAUUAAUUCCAGCACUAAAUAAGCAAA
Molecule: messenger RNA, 2385 nt
Organism: Nyctereutes procyonoides (raccoon dog)
Lineage: Eukaryota; Metazoa; Chordata; Mammalia; Carnivora; Canidae
Gene: GPR137C
Product: G protein-coupled receptor 137C
Exons: 7
Coding region: 21-1286 (421 amino acids)
Biological process (GO): positive regulation of TORC1 signaling
Cellular component (GO): lysosomal membrane
Source: RefSeq, a predicted model, not a curated record